Molecule: messenger RNA, 378 nt
Organism: Neoarthrinium moseri
Lineage: Eukaryota; Fungi; Ascomycota; Sordariomycetes; Amphisphaeriales; Apiosporaceae
Exons: 1
Coding region: 1-378 (125 amino acids)
Source: RefSeq, a predicted model, not a curated record
AUGUCCAACACGAUCAAUCCUGCAGACAUUCCCUUGCCACCUUCCGAAUCACCGUGUACCAGCUCGGAAGCGCAGGGCAUUAGCGUUGCGCCUAUCGACUGGGACUCCCUCCCUCCGCUCGAAGACUUUCAGUGGUCGUCUUUCGAAGGAGAUAUCCAAAACCUCAGUCCCUUCUGUCUUAAUGCGUCAGGUGUAGAUGUCCCUAUGGCUACGUCGGACCCGGCAAAUAUGGACUUUCUCGCCAACUCCAGUAUGUCGUGGGACUACGCUCCGACGAACAACCCUCCAUCGUCGUCGUUCGAUCUAGGUCAAACCUCGCUUUACACCCAGAAUCAGCUACUUAUCAAACGCGUCGAGGAUCUAGAGACGAAGUAUUAA